This is a messenger RNA of Cokeromyces recurvatus, 1373 nucleotides long. RefSeq lists its product as uncharacterized. The record is from RefSeq and is a predicted model, not a curated record. Lineage: Eukaryota; Fungi; Mucoromycota; Mucoromycetes; Mucorales; Mucoraceae. Bases 267 to 1307 code for a protein of 346 amino acids. The transcript is spliced from 3 exons.
AUAUCAACUGUUGUCUAUGCAAAAGGUUUAAUAAUUAAAUAUAUAUGCAAUUGUAUACCGGAAACCCGGAAUUAGAUAUAAAAUGAAUAUAAUUGGCUGAAAAGAGAAUAAUAACUGUUAUAUUCAAGCACAUACUAAUGACUCCUUUAUCCUUAAAAGUCUUAUAUUUAUUAUAAUAUCUUGGGCCCGUGCGGCUGCAUGAAUAAUAAAUAACAAUAAUAAGAGUUAUUUUAUUCUUUGCCAAAUGUAAACUCAAAGAUAAAUAAAUGAUAAAUCCUACCACUACAGCAUUGCCAUUAUAUCAUCCUUAUUCAGCUUUUAGAUAUAGCAGCCAUGAUCAACCACUAUCUGAAGAAGAAUCUCCGAUAUUUGAUGAUGAUGAUCAAAUCCCUACUGUAACUGAAUUCAAGACCAUUAUUGAUGAUUAUCUAAAUAAUUUAAGUCCAAAGAAACGAGAUAAGGCUCUUGUAGAUACUCACCGAUAUUGUCUUAUACAACAGGUACUAAGAGAUCCGCGUAAUACGGCUAUUUCUACAGCUCAAUUUCGUUUUUGGGUGAAAAAAAUGUUUCAAUUACAACCUGGUACAACCGAUGUUGUAUGUCACGAUAAUAAGCCGGUAGCUAUGAAAGAGCAAAUUUAUGAAAUUUUAGUCAAAGCGCAUCGAGAAGCACAUCAUGGAGGAAGAGAUAAAACUUCUGCCCUGGUACGAAGAAGAUAUUCUUGGAUUCCAAAAGAAUUGGUAGCUCGAUUUGUACGCCAUUGUCCAUUUUGUAUCACACGACGUAACAGUGGCCAUAGCCCUAGUGUCUUGAUUGCUAAAUGUAAUAGUCCUCGCUACCGUUAUUCAUUUGAUGCCACAGACGAUCUUUCAUCAGGACCUCCAUCUUCUUCAGAUAGUAGUUAUGAUACGAUGCCUCCUCCUCAUCCUUCACCUGGAAGAACUUAUUUUAAUUCUAUCUAUCAAGAAGAAGAACAACAACAACAACAGCAGCAGCAGCAACAGCAGCAACAGCAUCAACAACAAGACUUUUUAGUAGCUGUUGAUCCUUAUGACUGUUUACAACAACAACAACAACAGUCUCGUAAUAAUAACUAUUAUCGUCCUACAUCACAUAACAUAUUUUAUAAUCAACAACAAGGAUAUCAUCAUUCAACUUUCUAUUAUCCGUCAAUUAUGCGUACUAAUAUAGACCUUAUGGAUCCUCAUUCUGCUGUCUUGUCAACACAACAACAGCCUAUAUUUUCUCAUUUUACAACAACUGCAGCAACUCCAAAUGAAGAUGUAGUGACAUUUCAUGACAUUUGAACAUGAACAGAGCUUUAUUAUAGUAUAUAAAUUAUUUAUUUUAUAUCAAAUCACCCUCCAUCUUAU